AUCACCACCAGAACAAGACAAUUGCAUCCCUCCAAGUCAUCAUCUUUGGAAGGCUGUAUCCGGGGAGUAACACCUCUGGCCAUCUUUCGUUCCUUAUUGUCCCAGCCUCUUAAAUUCUCUCUCUCGCAUCCUCAUUCGCUGUCUCGCUAUUAUGGCUUUGGUUGAGAACCAUCUCGAUGAGCAUCUACUGGCGGUGGACGUGGAGGAAGGAGACGGAUAUCCGGAAGAUCCGAAAUUUCGGAUCCGUGAUUUGAAGAAGGUUUCGGAUGUUGGAGCUCCGAUACUGAACGGGAUCAACAUGGACAUACCCAAGGGGGUGGUUGUGGGGAUCAUAGGGCCCAGUGGGAGCGGGAAAUCAACGGUUCUGAGGGCGCUUAACCGGUUGUGGGAACCACCUUCAGGGACGGUGUUUUUGGACGGUCAAGAUAUAACGGGUCUUGAUGUUCUCGCUCUUCGACGUAAGGUCGGAAUGCUCUUUCAACUGCCGGCCCUCUUCGACGGCACAGUUGCAGAUAAUGUACGAUAUGGACCGCAACUGAGGGGGAAGAAGCUUACUGACACUGAGGUCUACAACUUGCUUACACUAGCAGACCUUGAUUCAUCCUUUUAUAGCAAAAAUGGUAGUGAGUUAUCAGUGGGUCAAGCUCAAAGAGUUGCACUUGCCAGGACCUUAGCCAAUGAACCAGAGGUUUUGCUGCUAGAUGAGCCAACGAGUGCCUUGGAUCCAAUAGCGACACAGAACGUAGAGGAUGUAAUUGUGAAGCUGAAGAAGAAUCGUGGAAUGACAGUUGUGAUGGUCUCCCACAGCAUAAAGCAGAUUCAGAGGAUUGCUGAUGUAGUUUUCUUGUUAGUGAAUGGGGAGAUAGUUGAAGUUUUACAACCUGAUAAGCUUUCCGAAGCCAAGCAUCCCAUGGCCUUAAGGUUUCUUCAACUCUCUUGAAGAAUUUUGUUGUGUUAUUUUUGGCUUCCACUUUGUUAUUGGAUCAAAGUCAUUCAUACACAUGUAAAUAAAUCUAGCCUCAACUCUUAUUCGCUUUGUGUUAUUGGAUCAUUAUACUAUGAAGUCCCUGUCUGUCUUCCUGUA
Messenger RNA from Tripterygium wilfordii, 1084 nucleotides. RefSeq names its product ABC transporter I family member 17. The record is from RefSeq and is a predicted model, not a curated record. Gene Ontology annotation, cellular component: membrane. Lineage: Eukaryota; Viridiplantae; Streptophyta; Magnoliopsida; Celastrales; Celastraceae. The transcript is spliced from 4 exons. Gene Ontology annotation, biological process: phosphate ion transmembrane transport. Gene Ontology annotation, molecular function: ATP binding; ATP hydrolysis activity; phosphate transmembrane transporter activity. The coding region runs from base 152 to 940 and encodes 262 amino acids.